AUGGAUAGAAAUGCCUUUCAUAAUUUAGUUCUAUUAACUAAGGAUGUCGGAGGUUUGACUAAUGGUAAGUAUAUGUCAAGAAGUGAAAAGCUAGCAAUGUUCUUAAACAUCUUGGCUCAUCACGAGAAGAAUAGAUCUAUCAAGGUCGAUUAUAUUAGAUCCGGAUGGAGCGUAAGUCAAGCUUUUAAUGAGUGCUUGAGAGCUAUACUCAAACUAACUCCACUGUUCCUUGUCAAUCCUAAACCGAUCCUUGAAAAUGAGAUUGAAGAUCGAUGGAAAUGGUUUAAGGGUUGUUUAGGUGCACUAGAUGGUACUUACAUUCACAUUAGAGUUCCAUCUGUGUACAAACCAAGAUACAGGACAAGGAAGGGAGAUAUAGCUACUAAUGUAUUGGGAGUUUGUGAUAGAAAUCUCAAUUUUACUUAUGUGUUACCUGGUUGGGAAGGAUUAGCUGCUGAUGGUCGUGUAUUACGAGACGCUGUAGUGCGGGCUCGUGAUGUUAUCGAAAGGGCGUUUGGUCUCUUAAAAGGGCGUUGGGGAAUUCUUAGGAGUUCUUUGUGGUACUCUGUUAAAGUUCAUAACAGAAUUAUAAGUGCUUGUUGUUUGAUUCACAACUACAUCCGUAGAGAGAUGGAUGUGGAUCUUUUAGACAUGGAUAUGGAAGAACAAGUUGAGAAUCAACCUGAACAUAUUGAUCUUGUUGAAUCGUCUGAAGAGUGGACCACUUGGAGGGAUGAGUUGGCUCAAUCAAUGUGGAAUGCAAGAUCUAAUCUGUGA
This is a messenger RNA of Solanum lycopersicum (tomato), 777 nucleotides long. RefSeq lists its product as uncharacterized. NCBI's taxonomy places the organism in Eukaryota, Viridiplantae, Streptophyta, Magnoliopsida, Solanales, Solanaceae. The record is from RefSeq and is a predicted model, not a curated record.